AUGGACACCUUGUCCACGUAUCUGUCGAACUGGCGCUUGAAGCUCUCUGUGGCCAAAACCAUGUCCUCCGCAUUCCAUCUCAACAACAGAGAGGCAAGCCGCGAGCUCAACAUCAUCGUCAACAACAACAGACUCCAGUUCCAGGCCACUCCGACAUACCUAGGGGUCAAGCUCGAUCGCACACUGACAUACCGCCAACACCUGGGAAAUGUGUCAGCAAAGACAUCAGCCCGCGUUGCCCUCAUACGACGGCUAGCUGGCACAACUUGGGGUGCAUCGACUAAGACACUGCGCAUCUCCACCCAAGCGCUGGUCUUCUCCGCCGCUGAGUAUUGCGCCCCAGUCUGGUGUAGGAGCACCCACACCAAGAAGCUGGACAUUACACUCAACAAUGCCCUGCGCACGGUCUCCGGCUGCCUGCGCGCCACACUGGUCAACCAACUACCAAUCCUCGCAGGCAUUGCCCCACCAUCUCUACGUCGAGAAGCCGCCAUCCUGGCACUGUCGCAUAAGGCCACCAAUGACGACAACCAUCUUCUCUACAAAACUGCCACAGAGAUCCCACACCGCGCCCGCCUAAAGUCACGACGUCCUUUCAAGGAGCACGUCCACCAGCUUCUGUGCUCCGUACCACCUGACAUUUCCAAAAGGCUAUGGCUCAAACGGUGCUGGACAGAAGAGUGGCAAACAGCAGACCAUUCCAGGCUGCACCGUUUCUUGGACGAGCCAGGCGAGCUGCUCGGUGAAGACCUGCCGCGCAAACAGUGGACAAUGCUGAACCGCCUCAGAACCAGCGUAGGCCGCUUCGCCGCGACUAUGAAAGGCUGGGGGCUCAGGGACUCCGCCGCAUGCGACUGUGGCCACCCAGAGCAGUCAGUUGACCAUAUAAUCGAGUCCUGUCCACAGCACCGGCCACCCCACGGCGAACAUAACAUUAUCACCCUGGACGCUGACACAAAGACAUGGCUUUUCUCCACCAAGUUGCAGGUGUGA
Molecule: messenger RNA, 993 nt
Organism: Patiria miniata (bat star)
Lineage: Eukaryota; Metazoa; Echinodermata; Asteroidea; Valvatida; Asterinidae
Exons: 1
Coding region: 1-993 (330 amino acids)
Source: RefSeq, a predicted model, not a curated record